This is a messenger RNA of Argentina anserina (silverweed cinquefoil), 966 nucleotides long. Its product is annotated as glutathione S-transferase-like. Lineage: Eukaryota; Viridiplantae; Streptophyta; Magnoliopsida; Rosales; Rosaceae. The coding region runs from base 83 to 727 and encodes 214 amino acids. Gene Ontology annotation, cellular component: cytoplasm. Gene Ontology annotation, biological process: glutathione metabolic process. The transcript has 3 exons. Gene Ontology annotation, molecular function: glutathione binding; glutathione transferase activity. The record is from RefSeq and is a predicted model, not a curated record.
AAAGCUGUAUAUCACAUACAGUCGGAAUCAAAGCAAAUAUCUUCCUCAGUUCAUCUUCCAAACCAGAACCAGCACCAUAGUCAUGGCAGGCAUCAAAGUCCAUGGAACCCCUUUCUCAACGGCGGCAGCGAGAGUUUUGGUUGCCCUUUACGAGAAAGAGGUGGAAUUCGAGUUUGUUCUGAUAGACAUGAGAGCUGGUGAACAUAAAAAGGAGUCCUUCCUUGCCCUCAACCCAUUUGGUCAAGUUCCAGCUUUUGAAGAUGGAGAUCUUCAGCUCUUUGAGUCGAGAGCAAUUACACAAUAUAUUUCCCAUGAGUAUGCUUCAAAGGGUACUCCACUGGUAACCACAGACUCGAAGAAGAUGGCGAUUCAAUCAGUGUGGCAAGAGGUGGAAGCUCAAAAAUACGACCCAGUAGCAUCAAAGCUAACAUAUGAGCUAGCUAUUAAGCCUUUUCUUGGCAUGGUCACUGACUUCGCAGUCGUGGAGGAAUUCGAAGCUAAGUUGGGUACAGUUUUAGAUAUCUAUGAGAAACGUCUGGGACAAUCGAAAUACUUGGGAGGUGAUUGCUUCAGCUUGGCAGAUCUUCACCACCUUCCAACCGUGGACUACUUGAUGGCAACACAAGCCAAGAAGCUCUUCGAGUGCCGCCCAAAGGUUAGUGCUUGGGUUGCUGAUAUCACAGCCAGGCCUGCUUGGACUAAAUUCCUCGCCAUGAAAGCUCACUGAAAGACUCCCAUAGUGGCAUCAUAUAUGUAUUGCCUUUUCAUUUCAUCCAAUAAGCUCUUUAAGAUUUUGAGUUCUUUGUGUAUCGAAUGGAUUAGCUUAUGAGGCGAAUCAGUGUGAAUUGAUCUAUAUCUUUUUGUAUGAUUUGUAUCCAAGCAAAUUUGAUUUCGGACAAAUGUUCUGCUUAGAACUUAUCUUCUAUUAAUAAUAAAGUAAGAAUAAGAGUUUGGGGUUACAUGUUU